CACGAUCCAUUUUUACCACUCGGACUCCACAAACCCGCGACUCUGCCUUGAGCUCUCUCAGAGAAGUCGGGUCACUCAACGGAUCGUAGGACAAUUUCUCCCGUGCUAAACAAUCCCUUUGCAAUUGCCUCUAUUCCCUUCCUUCAACCGUUCUUCGAUCUAUUAGAGCCCCGCCAUCUGCCUCUAAAAAUGGAGGCGGAGCUCCAGUCACAGAUCCCAGGUCUUGACCAUGUGAUCUCAGAGUAUUCGGUGGGAUAUCUGACCCACGCCUCGAAGGCUUAUGUCGAGGAUGCCACUGCUCCAUCCCCCGUAUCGGAAGCGGCUGAUCUGGUCACGGAGCUUCUGCUGUCCGCGUCGGGGGAUUUUUCCCCUCAGAACGAAAGCUCUAUCAGAAACCUAGUGGAGAAGUUCAUCUCCUCGCUGAGCGCUUCUGAUGACGUCGACGGGGAGCGCCGGCAGAUGCCAUUCACUGCGAAAAAGCUGGACCAGGCUAUCAACGUUGGCUCCCAGAGGAACAUUUCCUCAACUCUAGGUCUGGCGGGUGGUAACGUGGACUUGGAAUCCGCCAACUCUAGAAAGGUCGAGUCCCGUGUAGACCGCAAAAAACUGGAAAAGGCCGAACGUAAGAUUCGUGCCAAGCAGGAAAAGAAGCAAAUGAAGACCGUGCACUAUGAGUCGUCACGUCUCCUGAACCAACCGGACAGUACCAUGUCCUACGAAGAGUUCUUCAUGGCUGUCAAUCCGCUCCAGUUGGGUGCCGACUCACAGUCCAAGAGCAAGGAUAUCAAGGUCGACAGUAUCGAUAUUUCAGUCGGUGGCCAUCGUAUUCUAACCGAUGCUUCUCUUACUCUGGCCUAUGGCCGUCGGUAUGGUCUCGUGGGUCAGAACGGUAUUGGUAAGAGUACCCUUUUGCGAGCGUUGAGCCGCAGAGAGGUGGCCGUGCCUAGCCAUAUCUCGAUUCUUCACGUCGAGCAAGAAAUUACGGGUGAUGAUACCCCUGCCAUUCAGGCCGUCUUGGAUGCCGACGUGUGGCGCAAACGCCUAUUGGCCGAUCAAGAAAAAAUAUCUAAGCAGCUAGCCUCCCUUGAAGCAGAAAGAUCCUCAAUGGCGGAUACCUCGAAAGAUGCAGCCCGACUUGAUCAUGAGAGAGAGGGCCUUGAUAUUACUCUGAAUGAUAUCCAUUCCAAACUUGCAGAGAUGGAGUCGGAUAAAGCAGAGUCUCGUGCUGCCAGUAUCUUGGCCGGUCUUGGUUUCUCGGCCGAGAGACAACAGUUUGCAACGAAGACCUUCUCUGGUGGUUGGCGGAUGAGAUUGGCUCUGGCUCGAGCUUUAUUCUGUGAGCCAGACUUGCUUCUGCUGGAUGAACCGUCAAACAUGUUGGAUGUUCCGUCCAUUACGUUCUUGUCCAAUUACCUCCAGUCUUAUCCUAGUACCGUGUUGGUGGUUUCGCACGACCGCGCUUUCUUGAACGAGGUCGCUACAGAUAUAAUGCAUCAGCACUCGGAAAGACUUGAUUACUACAAGGGUGCCAACUUCGAUUCCUUCUAUGCGACGAAGGAGGAGAGGAAGAAAAACGCGAAGCGUGAAUAUGAGAAACAGAUGGCCGAACGGGCCCAUUUGCAAGCGUUCAUUGACAAAUUUCGGUACAAUGCGGCCAAAUCGUCCGAAGCACAAUCGAGAAUCAAAAAGCUCGAGAAAAUGCCCGUGCUGGAAGCCCCGGAGAGCGAUUAUGUGGUUCAUUUCAAGUUCCCAGAAGUCGAGAACCUAUCUCCACCCAUUGUGCAGAUGUCCGAAGUUGCCUUUGGAUAUACCAUGGACCGACCCCUUCUUAAAAACGUUGACCUCGAUGUUCAGCUUGACUCCCGCAUAGGCAUUGUUGGACCCAACGGUGCCGGUAAGACAACCGUGUUGAAACUCCUCACGGGCCAGCUCCAACCCACGUCUGGGUUUAUCUCCCAACAUGCUAGGUUGCGAGUCGGGUUCUUCGCCCAGCAUCACGUGGAUGCGUUGGAUCUUACCACUAGCGCGGUGAGCUUCAUGGCGAAGACAUACCCAGGAAAGACGGAUGAAGACUACCGUAGACACCUGGGCGCGUUCGGUAUCACUGGCAUGACAGGUCUCCAGCGAAUGGAACUCCUUUCCGGAGGUCAAAAAUCUCGUGUUGCCUUCGCUUGCUUGUCAUUAACAAACCCCCAUAUUCUCGUUCUCGACGAACCGUCCAACCACCUCGAUAUUGAAGGUAUGGACGCGUUGUCCGAAGCUUUGCAGAAAUUCGAAGGGGGUGUUGUCAUGGUAUCCCACGACGUGACAAUGCUACAAAAUGUCUGCACCAGCCUUUGGGUGUGUGAUAAGGGCACCGUACACAAAUUUGAUGGCACUGUCAAUGCCUACAAGAAGAUGAUCAGUUCGCAGGCCAAUGAGGCUGGUGUUGCGGUGGCUCACUAACCUGGCAUAGAUUCUUAGUAUUGUUAGUACUAACCCUCAGGCUAGUCACCAAUGAAGCACUCCUUUAUUACUCC
Molecule: messenger RNA, 2519 nt
Organism: Aspergillus steynii IBT 23096
Lineage: Eukaryota; Fungi; Ascomycota; Eurotiomycetes; Eurotiales; Aspergillaceae
Product: putative AAA family ATPase GCN20
Exons: 8
Coding region: 190-2445 (751 amino acids)
Molecular function (GO): ATP hydrolysis activity; ATP binding
Source: RefSeq, a predicted model, not a curated record